Messenger RNA from Poecilia latipinna (sailfin molly), 2335 nucleotides. RefSeq names its product family with sequence similarity 98 member B (gene tslig3b). The coding region runs from base 135 to 1271 and encodes 378 amino acids. NCBI's taxonomy places the organism in Eukaryota, Metazoa, Chordata, Actinopteri, Cyprinodontiformes, Poeciliidae. The transcript has 8 exons. The record is from RefSeq and is a predicted model, not a curated record. Gene Ontology annotation, cellular component: tRNA-splicing ligase complex.
AUGUAGCUGAAGGAACUCCUUGGAUACACGGGCAUCAUGGUGAAAAUGAAUGGGUCCAAAUCAUGUCUAUAUUGACACAGAUCCACCCGUAACAUUACCAUGUUUUAAUCAACCAACGAAGCAACAGUUCGGGGAUGGAGAGUGACAUUUUGGACUCCUUGGAGCAGCUCGGCUACGACGGGCCUCUGUUGGAGGAGAAGGAGCUGCUAAGAGCGGCAGACGGAGGCCUUUCGUCCCCGGAGUAUGUGGACCUCUGUCGGUGGUUGGCGUCUGGACUGAAGCCCCUCUGUGGCUUGGAGGAGAGCAUUACAUCUGGACCAGACGACAUGGACAGCCUGCAGGUAGAGAUGAGCGGUUUGCUGAAAGAGCUGUGCUGUCCCUUUGAAGGAGCCCUUUCAGGGAUCCUCCGGGGCAGCACACGGAGCACAAAAGACCACCUGAAGUUUGUCUUGUUUUUGAGCUCCGAGCUUCAGGCGGCUCAAAUCCUGAGCGGCAGAAGAGACUCUGAGAAGCGCCAAGAUGAGAGUCCGGUUCAGCGGGAGCUUUCAGCGAUCUGCGAGACGCUGAAGCUGCCGGAGCCUGGAGGAAGAGAGGCAGCGGAGGUUUUUUCUCAAGUAAAAAACAAGGUGGAACAUUUGCUUCAAGACCUUCCUAAAGGCUUCGUUGGUUCUCCAGUGUUCCAGAAGUCUCUGAGCAGCGAGCAGUGGGAGAAGCUGCACGGCAUCAACACAGUCCUGUCGUCGGAGUACGAGUGUCGCCGCAGGAUGCUGAUCAAGCGGCUGGACGUCACCGUUCAGUCGUUCGGCUGGUCGGACAGAGCCAAGGUGAAGGUGGACAGCAUGGCCAGAGCCUACCAGCCCAAGCGCCACUCUCUGAAGCCUCAGUCCUCGGUGGACGUGGCUGAGCUGUUGGCGGCCAGGGAGGACAUCUGCAACGUGGUGAAGACCAGCAGCGGCUCCAGCCGGGCGAACACCGCCUGCGCCGUCAACAAGGUUUUGAUGGGAAGAGUGCCGGACCGAGGAGGACGUCCCUCCGAGAUAGACGCCCCGCCGCCUGAGAUGCCCCCCUGGCAGAAGAGGCAAGAUGGAGGUGGAGGAUGGGGAGGACGUGGCGGAGGAGGAGGAGGCGGCGGCGGCGGCUGGAGUCAAGGAGGAAGAGGAGGAUGGGGAGGCGGUGGAGGAUGGAAGGGAGGAGGAUGGAACCAAGGAGGACACAACAGACAUGGAGACUAUGGAGGACAUGGAGGGAAGAGAGGACGAUACCAGUAUUAGCAUCUGCUGUGUUUUGAGUUUUCAUUUGAUCCAAAUGUAGCUUUCUACACACACACAACAUAAUCUAACAGGAACGCAGCUCAGUGGAACAAAACACUCAUCUGAUGCCAACCAAUGGGAAACCUUCCCCUCUCAUUUUAUUUUUAUUUUUUUUUAUCAAACUUUAAUAUUUUGUGUUUGUUUUUUUUUUUUUUAUAUAUGUUUUAUGGACAAAUCAGCUGUCGUUACUAGGGGUGCACUGAUUGAUCGGCCCUGAUUUCCUAAUUUUAUGUGAUCGGUCGAUAUUUGCAUGUGAAGCCGAUCCAUUCCAUCAGUCUCAUCUCCCUCCACGUCUGCAGUAGGAGGCCUGAUUUAAACUAUUUAUUUAAUUUACCUGAUUUAACAGCUUAGCCAGCAAAGCUCUAAACGUUUCAUUUUAUUUGAGAACACUACCUCAUGUGCAGUUAAAACGAGUUUGUGUUGUUCAGUGUUUUCCAAUGAAAUAAAGUUAAAGGUGUAUUAUGACCUUAUAACACCUGUCAAGAAAAUCUGUAUCUGCCAGAACUGGACUCAGCAAAGUCUGGCUUUUUAGAGAUCGAUGGUCUGCCAGAAAACUGCAAUCAGUGCAUCUCUAGUCAUUACGAGAUUAUAGGAUAAAUUAAACUAAUGUAAUGUAGCUCCAGGAUCUUAUCUUGGGAGACAAAUAAGACUUGUAGAGCAGCUUUGUGUUUUACUUUGUUCUUUAGCAACACAGUCCUGGGAAACUCAUCCUGGAAUGCUUUUAAGAUGCCAACUGUGUGUUUUACUUUUGACAGACAUAUUUUUAACUGAAGUAUUAGAAGCGGGUGGAUCAGAGGAUCAAAUCUGCAGCGCUGGUUAUCGGUUUUGGACUUUUAAAUAUGAUUUUUAAUUGUCUUUUAUUUGUAUUUAUACAACAACGUCUAAUAAUUGGGUGCACAAGUUUGAAUUUAUGGUGGAUGUUUUUGAAUCUGCAUUUACAUCGCAGACUCAGAUGUACAUGGACGCCCUCUAACAUUUGGCUAAACGUCCGUCAUUAACGAAGCUCCAGUUCGGUUUUUCGACAA